GUGAAGCAAAUACAAAGAACAGUGUGUUGGGAAGGAGAAUGUAACGAAAGUGCAUAUGCUAAAUGGUAAUGAUGUUAAAGUCUCACCAUCCUUAAACGCCUUUACUUGAAUCCAACUCUACUCCAUCCCCAUUCCAAUUUUCUCUCUUCCUCUGCAAUCCACCAAACCGCCUUUCAGAAAAUUCCAAGAAAACAUUUAAAAAAAAAAAAAGAUUAAAUUUUUGCAAUGCUUUCUUCAUCUUCAAGCUCCAUACCUAGAGAUAAUGAUGGGUUGCACCAAGAGGCCUCUCUGGGCACUAGUAUUUCUCCCUCUGUAGCUGUGUACACAAGAAAUACUCCAGAGAUACUAUUAGAGCAUCAGGAGGAAUUGGUGGUAGAGAGGAAGCAGAAAAAGAGGAGAGAGAGGGAGGAAGGAGAUCAGCUGUCUCUGUUGGCUGUUUUAGUCACUGUGUUUAGGAAAUCAUUGGUGUCUUCUUGUAAGAGCAUUGAGGAGCAUCUCUCCUCUUCUCCUUCUUCUUCUUCUUCUUCUUCUUCUUCUUUCUGUUCUUCUUCAGCUUCUGCCAUGGAGAUUAGUUGGCCUAGCAAUGUCAGACAUGUUGCCCAUGUCACCUUUGAUAGAUUCAAUGGCUUUCUUGGCCUCCCUGUUGAAUUUGAACCUGAAGUCCCCAGAAGACCCCCUAGUGCCAGUACGAGAGUGUUUGGUGUUUCGACAGAGUGUAUGCAACUCUCGUUUGACUCCAGAGGGAAUUGUGUGCCUACAAUACUCUUGAUGAUGCAAGGACGCUUGUAUACACAAGGCGGCUUGCAGGCGGAAGGCAUAUUCAGAAUUAACGCUGAAAAUGGGCAGGAAGAGAUGGUUAGGGAGCAGUUAAAUAGCGGGAUUGUGCCAAAUGACAUCGAUGUUCACUGCUUAGCUGGUCUCAUUAAGGCUUGGUUUAGAGAACUCCCGAGGGGAGUACUGGACUCGCUCUCGCCAGAGGAAGUUAUGCGCGCUCAAUCAGAAGAAGAAUGCGUUCGGCUUGUGAGGCUUCUCCCGCCAACAGAAGCUUCGCUGUUAGACUGGGCAAUAAACCUGAUGGCCGAUGUUGCUGAAAUGGAACAACUUAAUAAAAUGAAUGCGCGGAAUAUUGCCAUGGUUUUUGCACCUAACAUGACUCAGAUGGCAGAUCCCUUGACAGCGCUGAUGUACGCUGUUCAAGUUAUGAACUUUCUCAAGAUUCUCAUAGAGAGGACCCUGCAAGACCGAGAAGAAUGUAUAAUAGAAGCUGGUCCAGCGCCAGACUUGGAGCCGUUCGAUGAAAACGGGCAUCACAGCACUGCUCACCCGACAACUCAAGAGGAAAACGAGAGUGAUCAUGAAGAGGAACAAAACGUGCAGCCCAAAAAAACAUCCUCAGAUGGUGCCACCGAAGAGGAGGCUGCAGCUUCCGGUUUUCUGAGCUCCAUUGAAAACAUCCUCCCCGGGGGAAAUGGGAACAACAUUAGAGAUGAUCACCCUGGCGAAAUACUGAACCAGUCUGAUGAAGCCAGGGAUGGAAGUGAAGGCUGGAACGCUGUCACAACGAGUGUAAGAGUCCAAUCAAAACCCCGAAGAGCUAAAAGCACGCAAUCGAGUAGCUCCAAUCCAAAGAAGGCCUCCAACAAAAGAAUCAUCACCGAGCUCCAAGCGGUGAAAAAUGCAGAGAAGAACAAAGAGGUUAGCAUCCUGGACCGCCUAAAUUCUCAGACAGAAAGGAUAGAAGCUUGGAGGUGAAACAAAUCUGCAGAUUGUGUGGUGCUUGUUCAAGGAAGUUAUGUGCAUUGUGAUUUAUAUUUGGUUUUUAUGCAAAUUGUGUAUUACGGUAUUCAUUUAUUUUUAAUCCUAUCCUUUUUGGUGAAGUUCUUCAAUCUGCUGAUCCACUUCCCUAACCCAUUUUAUGACCUCCCAUCUUUUUGUUUUUGAGUGAAGACUUUUUCUAUAUGAAUAUUAUGCAAAAUCUGUGGCCAUUUAAUAUAAUUUAUUCAUUGUUACAAGUC
Messenger RNA from Ipomoea triloba (trilobed morning glory), 2015 nucleotides. Its product is annotated as rho GTPase-activating protein 5-like. Gene Ontology annotation, molecular function: GTPase activator activity. Gene Ontology annotation, biological process: signal transduction. The record is from RefSeq and is a predicted model, not a curated record. NCBI's taxonomy places the organism in Eukaryota, Viridiplantae, Streptophyta, Magnoliopsida, Solanales, Convolvulaceae. The coding region runs from base 226 to 1752 and encodes 508 amino acids. The transcript is spliced from 5 exons.